UCCAUCGCCGCUACUGGCUGUGCCGUCCCUUUACGCGGAGAGCAUUACGCAUCAGUGGACUAUAGAGCGAGGACACAAUACCGCACGAUUUCGUUCCAAAAGUCUUUUAGGAAACCUGUCUCGUCCGUCCAUUCCGGACUGCUUUGGACCUAUAGGCAUCCCGCGUUUUUCGAGAAGUCUGGACAACUACUCCUCUUCUUCCUCCCUGCGUUUUUUUAACCCUUGGAUUUAUAGCUCCCGAAACGCGCGCUCCUGUGCUUUAAAAUGCAAGCCGGACGCAAAUCGUGCUGGAGGCAAUUGCAGGCUUCUUUUUUCAGACUGCUAUGUCUUAUCCCCACAGGAUUCCCUGUCCGGAGUGUGGAUAUGCAGCGGGCCACCGACAACAUCACCAUCCGCCAGGGCGACACGGCGAUUAUAAGGUGUUACGUUGAUGACAAAGUCUCCAAGGUGGCCUGGCUCAAUCGAUCCAACAUCAUCUUUGCCGGCCAAGACAAGUGGUCCCUGGACCCCAGAGUAGAUCUGGUCACUAAAGGACAGCUGGAGUACAGCCUGCGCAUACAAAAGGUAGACGUGUAUGAUGAGGGCUCAUACACCUGCUCCAUACAGACUAAGCAGCAGCCCAAGACCUCACAGGUCUAUCUCAUUGUACAAGUUCCAGCCAACAUCUACAAGGUGUCAGAAGACAUCACAGUGAAUGAGGGCAGUAAUGUGACACUCAGUUGUUUGGCCAGUGGCAGGCCAGACCCUGCAAUCACCUGGCGGCUGCUCAACCCCUCAGCGGAGCCGUUGGACGGAGAAGAGUACCUGGACAUUAUAGGCAUCAUGCGAAACCAAGCAGGUCGUUACGAAUGCAAGGCCAGCAACGACGUCGCCACGCCGGAUGUCAAAUAUGUCAAUGUGGUUGUCAACUACCCUCCGACAAUAAAGAAAACCCAGAGCUCAGAGACUCCGGUGGGCCGCAUGGGGACGCUGCAGUGUGAUGCCACCGCUGUGCCCACACCAGAGUUUGAAUGGUACAGAGAUGAAAAAAGGCUGUCCAACGCCCAGGGCAUCAAUAUCCAAAUUCUUGGUACUACCACUAUUCUCAUGAUUGCCAAUGUCACCGAAGAGGAUUAUGGGAACUAUACCUGUGUGGCCUCAAACCGACUGGGUGUCCAGAAUGCCAGCCUUUUCCUCUAUAGACCCGGGACAGGUCGAGAUAUCAACGGCGCUGCCUGCGUAUCUCAAUCACUGUGGCUCUUGCUGGCCUCCUUCGCCUGCCUUUUCUUCAAGUGUUAAUACCACUGUCCUCCUCUUCCUCCCUCCUGGCCCUCCUUCCUUCUCCUCCUCCUUCUCUCCAACUCACCGACAUCCUUAUUGCUACCUUAUUACCAACUUUACCACCCUUCCAGACUGUUUGCAUCAUGAUACAAAAACCUUAUGUGCUCUCAAGCACUGCUUACAGAUAUUACGAAAAGCGAUGGGUUAUGAGUAACAUGUCAUAAGAACAACAAAGAAAAAACAGUGAAAUGAAGGACAGAGCUAGCAAACAGUGCUCUUUUAAAGAAAUGCAUUGCUCUUUUUAAUUCAUAUGCACUUCUUUGUUUCUGCUAUAUCUUGUCUUUGGGGUCUGGAUCGGGUUCGGGAUUUGUUGUAUUUUUGUCUUCGUGGGAAUGAAAGCAGAGGUACCCCGCUCAUAGGGAUGCCAACAAUCAUUUGUCUCUAUAAAUACUGAAGACAUAAGGUACAUUUCUUAUUACUCCCAUUAUGUUAAACUGUAGAUUUAACCGAGUGUUUAACCAGUGCAUUAAUGAGCAACAUGCAAAGUAUCUGCCAAAUAUAAGCAUAGAUUUGAAACUCACACACACAGAAAUCAAAGGGAGAAUACAACAGCUGAUUCUGUGAUGAGAUUAAAGCUUGAUAUUAAAGUUUUCACAACCAUAUUCUGAUGCUACUAGACUGAAACACAGAUAUACAGCCUUAGCAGGGUAUCUCUCCAAUCAAUGACGUUGUCUCGAGAUGCAGCAGUCACUGGGGUUGUUGCCGUCCAGCCCAGAAUCUGAGGAUGCAGUGAAUAGAAUUGACUUGAUCCUACUGAGCUAAACCAUGCAGAGUACAAACCUAAGGAAAUUAGUUUUUCUGGUGAUGGAUAUCUACAUCCUCAUUCAGUGACUUUGCACCCACUCGCCUUUUAUUCCAAAAGAAUUCCUCUUUUCUUUUGCAGCAGGACUCUCACUUAAAGAUAAAAAAAAAAAACAGUAGGUUAUAAUGAUGCGUACUGUACAUAGUAAAAUUUUGUAUUUCUCUAUGAUAAGACAACUUGUUCUGCCACUGUAACAACAGGAAACAGUGGAGAUUGUUGCAGUGUAUGUUGCUUGUCUGACGACCAACCAACCAUACUGUGCAGUUUGUCUCUGCUCCAUGGCAGGCUGCACCGCGUUUAGCCACAUAUACUGUACCACAAACAGUGUUUGCUUUUAGUUUAUGAGUUUUAGGUCCAUUCUUCUAUACUGCUGGAAUUUGGAUUUUAAAAAAAAAGUAUGACACCAAUGAAUGACUUACUUUUUAGUUUUUCUCUUUCAAAGAAGUAUGUGUGUUUUAAUAUGAAAUGAAACAGAAACAUUCAUAAUAUAAUGAUAUUGAGGUUAUUUUUUUUUUCUGUCUUUACCUCAUUCACUUUAGUUGUGUGUACAUAUAUAUACUUGAAUCCAAUGUCCUGAGAUUAUAUGAAAAGGAAAAUUUUAUGUGUCCAUGUUUCUGAAUAGGGUAGCAAUUUGUUGAGGAUGAAUAACUUGUAGAUCUCUUGAACUGGCAACCCUGUUCUAUUAUGUCAUCAUUGUCCUUCAUUAGACAAUGAUGUUUAAAAAAACAAAACAAAAACGGUCUACCAUAAAAAAUAAAAAAAAAAGAUAGUUUUGUGCAGUUAUUAUUGUAACUGUCCUUGAGAUGACACAAGUGCUGGCUUACUGGAUGUUAUAGAGAAUGGAAUUUUAUGUUUAGCUUGUUAUUCUUGUCCAUGUACCAAGAAUUUAAAAUGAGAUCAGCAAAGAAAGCAAACAAUGUUCAUUCCCCUCAAUGGCCCUCAAGGCCACUUUACUGGCGGGCCUCUUUAACAAAAUAAUAGCAUUAUAUUACAGGCCCUACAGAAAAAAUUCUCAUCUUCUCUUCGUGCAUUUGCCAGUAAAUGCUGAUCACUGAAUCAAUCUCUUUAAAAACAAAAUGAAUAAUAAACAAAUCAAUAUUUUUUGAAAUUCACAAGAAGAAGAUCUUUCAAACAGGAACCAGGAAACAGCUCAAAGGUCAUUACUGUUAUGAGAAUAGCUGAAACUGUGCACUAUUAGCUGCCUUUUUUUGCCAUUUAUUUUGACCUACUGUAAGGUGACUAAUAGCAAAUGGACUCCAGCGCCCAGCUCAGCUCCUCGACUGGAUGUGUGUUCAUGUCUCCGCUCUUCUAACAACCAAGCCGAGAUAGUAUCAGUACUGUAAAACACACGUGUAAUUAAUGUCAUCCUUGUCAUCAUACAUUAAAAAGACUUGUUUCCAGUGUUUUCAUUGUAAAUGCUUCUGAGGCCAUGUCUAUGUGACACUGUAGUGUUGGUAAUGCUAUCUGAUCCAGUAUAAUUUUCAUGUAGGUGAAAAGGUAGAUGUAGAGCUGUACAGAGACUGAAAUGGGCCACAAUUUCAAUCAAAACUGAAGCAUUUAAACAGUUAAAACAAAAUUUCUAUCAGCUGUAUCAGUCACAACAAAAACAAUCUUACAUCUUACAAUCGAAAUCUCUCAGUCUAGGAAGUGAUAAGAAAGCUGCUUGUUCUUAUGCUUUCAUCAUCUCACACAUUUUUUUAUUCAUUUUUAUUUUUAUUUUUUUUUUACAAUUGAACAGGUAACUCUGAUGUGCCCACUUUAAUGUGGAUUAACCUAACUCCUGACUUUUUUGUACUACACUGGUAUUUCUGCAGACUCUCUUACUGCUUUUUUUUUUAGCCCCUGGCUUACCCAUACUUGAGGGUGCUAGCUUAUCAGCAACAGUUAUUUUACUUAUUGUAAUUAGAAGUGAAUGAUCUUGAAGCUGUGGCAAAGUAGAUCUUCAAGAUCAGUUUGCAUGAGAGCAGUCUGCGCUACAUGUCUAUUCCAUUAAGUCUGUCUGUCUCAUUGUGUGUCACAUUAAAUAAAAAAAAAAAAAAAAAAACUCAGGGCAGAGCAAGGCUGGCCUUGGGCAGAGUCUCAGACAGACUAAAAUGUGCUUUUUGCUAGAGGAGGCCCCAACAGACAACCAGAGCAGGGUCAGGAGAGAUUUUAAAGGACAGUAAAUUGACUGUCAUUCAUUGUCUAAAUCUUCUGCCAUUCAGGUGAUUUUCAUAUGAGGCAAACCUCAUCAGUGUGGAUGUCCUACUGUGUCCAUGCACGUUAAAACCAGCCAACAAGCACUGACUAAUGUACAAAGACCACUUAUAUAAAAGCCAUGAAGCUCUAGCUUAUCCACAAAGCAGAAAGGAAUAAGAAAUAGUGUAUUUCCAUUGCACAUAGAGACCAACAGCCACCCAAUGGACACAGCACCAACCCCCUGCAGACAUAACUGGAUAUCUACUGAAGACUGUAGAUACAGCUUUCUAGUUUACUAUUAACCAUUGCCUCAAAACAUCAUCAUCGCUUCACUGUACAAAACUGGCAUGUGUAUGUGCGUGUGUGUGCUCAUAAGAUUCUGUUCAUUAUUAUUAACCUACCUGAGAAGAUGCAUACAUACAUAGAGUACGUGAGGCAUGAGAUACAUAACGAGUUAACCAAACAGCUAACUUUCUACUUUCCACUGAGCUGUGGUUACAGUGGUAAUCCUCUAUUUUAAGUUUAGAUUCUUUUUUUUCUUUUCCUCCUUUGUGUGUAUAUAGAGUAUGAUGUUUCUACAGUAGAAUGUUGUAAAGUCAGCAGAUCCAUAAGAUCGUGUUUAUACAACUUUACAUUUAAAAAUUUAAACAGCAAAUGUAAUUAUCAUGUUUGUACUUCCCUUCCCUUUGUCACAGGAAAUUAAGAUUGAAAAUGGAGCAUUUCAUGGAUUAUGACACAGAAAUGUCCUGUUCUUUUCUUUCUUUCUUUUUUUUUAACUUUUACUUUCUAUUUUACUUUUAUUAUGGCAUAAGGUGAUUGCAGUCAGUUUAUAAAAAAUGAUAUGUAAUAAAGGUAUAUGAGAAAAUGUUCAUAACACAAAAUAAAGUUGUUUGAAUUCAGUAUUCUGUAUUUGUGAAUUGAGAUGUU
Toxotes jaculatrix (banded archerfish) is the source of this 5227-nucleotide messenger RNA. RefSeq names its product limbic system associated membrane protein. Gene Ontology annotation, cellular component: neuron projection. The record is from RefSeq and is a predicted model, not a curated record. Lineage: Eukaryota; Metazoa; Chordata; Actinopteri; Toxotidae. Bases 265 to 1278 code for a protein of 337 amino acids. The transcript has 8 exons.